UUGUUGAGGCCGUGGUGGGUGGGUGUUUAGCUGCGCUCCUUCGGAUUGGCUCCCUCGCUCCCAACACCAGUUUCUUCCUUGUCUGGCUGCCUGUAUCCAAGUAACGCACUCACCUGAUCAAACCCUCGCUCGCAUCUGCAUGGCAUCUCGAUAUACACGAUUCUGGUUUGGUUUAAGUGAAAACUUUGGAUGAAUUAUGGAUUACCCAGAUCUUAUCGUCAGGAUGAUGAAUUCUCCAAAGUUGUGAAUGGUUUUGCCUUGUGUUGGUGAGGAAGGUUAACGCCUCAGCAACUGCUGCAGAUUGUAAGAUACACUAUGAGAGGAAGAAAGAAGUGUACCAUGGAGGAACCGCUGACGAAAAGGAAGAAGAGGAAAUAAUAAUGAAACGAGUGAGAGGGACAGUUAAGAAAGUGGCAGUUUACAAUUUUAUGUAUAUAUAUAUACCCAAAGUUCCCUUGCAAGGAGCAGAAACAAUCGUUUAGUGGAAGUGGCAACUAAUAUAAACCUGUGUUGACUGUUUAAAAUUAAAAAAAUGUGGUUUAGAAUAGUGCGCGGAACUUAAUAAAAAAAGUUAGGCUUGAACUUUAAAAGGAAGUUAGGCCGGGGAGGGUAAUGCCUGGCUGGAAGCCUCGCACUAGGAAUGUUAACUCCACCAGAGAAACGAAUACAAGUGGCAGCUUUGACGUGCGAACAAGACAGAAUGAUAAAUGAAUUAAGGUUGCUGCAGGCCAUGACUGAGAUGGUUAAUGAGGCCAGCCAUGUGUACUAUGCCCGCUGCUAGGCUGGUUCAUGAGCGUGCUCUUGUGAUAGCAAUAUGGAACGACCGCUGCCGCGACAACGACUUAAAGACGACCCUAAUGACUUCGGCUGGGCGCCCAGGGCCAGCCAGCUUGCCUCUCAACCCACCUCCUUGUCGUCGCCUGCGAGACAGGAGGAGCGAGAGAGACGAAGACGGAGGAGGAGAAGCUCGGGUGAGCGUGAGAGGGAAACUUCAGGAAGGAGAGAUGGACGCUCCAAGAGCCGGGGAGAGCGUGUGGCCCUGCCUACUGACUACCGGGGAGCUUUAUCUAAGUUCUCUCCGCCCGUCCCUCACGCUCUACUCAAGAAAAUAGGAACGAAGGAGGUCCAGGGUCUUGGCAAGGUAUGUGAGGAGCAAUACUGCACAGUGUUAAGUUCAAUGUAAUAUCACUACUGUACA
This is a messenger RNA of Cherax quadricarinatus, 1198 nucleotides long. The record is from RefSeq and is a predicted model, not a curated record. Lineage: Eukaryota; Metazoa; Arthropoda; Malacostraca; Decapoda; Parastacidae.